Molecule: messenger RNA, 4600 nt
Organism: Zootermopsis nevadensis
Lineage: Eukaryota; Metazoa; Arthropoda; Insecta; Blattodea; Termopsidae
Source: RefSeq, a predicted model, not a curated record
AUUUCAGUAGAGAAGAUUGUUAAGGCAGUGAAAUUUUUAAUUUGUGUUUACAGGAUCUCGGUGGUGGCAGGCUACAUGGCCGAGGAGAUUACAGGAGAGUCUGCCUUCAAGUUUAUGCAUAAGGAUGAUGUACGCUUUACAAUUGUAGCUCUACGACAGAUGUAUGAUCGUGGUAAAGGGAGUUAUGGCAGCAGUUGCUACAGGCUUCUGUGCAAGACCGGCCAGUAUAUUUACUUGCGUACUCAUGGCUACCUUGAGUAUGACAAGGACAGCCAGAAGAUAGUUUCCUUCAUAUGCAUCAAUACCCUUGUGUCGGAGGAAGAAGGUGUGCAACUUGUGCGAGAGAUGAAGGCUCGGUUCUCUGCCAACAUCUUGACAGCAUCUAGCCAGCAGCCAGCUCCACUUCCUCCCGCUUCCAUCCCGUCCACUUCCACUGUCACGUCUGGCCCCCUGGAAUCAGACCUGUUGGAGGUAGCUAUUUCACAACUUAUUUCCAACAUCCCUGCAACAGAGGAUGAUCAGGGUGGAGAAGAGGAGAGGCGCCCUGAGGUAUCAGAUACCCAAUAUAUGAAGGUUGUACACUAUUCGAAGGCUCUUCCUCCUGCAACAAUACAGGCAGCAAAAGUGGGCCUUGACCCACUUAUGUCAUUGUCUCAUGUGGGGCCUACCUCACCUACAAGACCACUUACUGUGACCAUCCCUGGAACACCUUCAAGGGUACAGACAGAUUCUGCUUGGUCUAUGGUGAAACGUGAAUCUGUUAUAACAUCUUUAGUGUCUUCUGUUAAGACAGAGCAUGUUCCUCGACCUCCACCACCAGUGCCACCUCGAAGGCAAGAGACUGUUGUGGUUAGUGUACAGGCAAAUCAGGCUGGAAAUAUGCCAGAGUGCAUGACAGGGUUGAGAACACAAGCAAAUCCAGUGUUGAAGCGGACAAGUAACAUUGCAGACUGUGAGGUACAGAGUAGUUCUAAGCGUCAGCAUGUGAGCUAUGCUCGGCGAAGGGAAAGACGCCCCACUGAACCUUCAGCCCAACUUCAUCUUGAGAGUCCCACAAUGGAUGAACCUAGGAGGACACCAGAUGAACAGCUUCGACUUAUCAUGAUGCGAGACUCUCUUGUCACGAGUCCUCCUGCUAAUUCCCUCUUACACUGUGUUGCAAGGGGAUUCUCAGAACCCAGUGCACCGAGUCCUGUUUCUCCAGCAGUUGGUGAUUUUGUUACUCCUGAAUUCCAGCGCUCUGAAUUCCAGCGCUCACCAGGGAACUUCACUGUAAAAAUAAAUCAAACUCUUGUUCAUAGUCCCAACCCCACUUCCCCCAUUGCUCCCAUGAUGUACAUACCGCUCAAUGUAAUAGCUGGCACCCCCAGUCCAGGCCCACAGUCUCCUGUUCGUGGCAGCAAUAGCAUGCUGGAGUUCAGCCCAGCACAUUUUCUAAACAGUGCUCACUCUCCUUCAUCUCAGCUCCCCACACAAGUGACUUCUUUUAGUGUAGAUGUAGGACAUGGAAAUUUCUUGGACAGCUUUGGUCCUCCAGGGUCACAUUCGCCUCCCCACUAUACCUCCAUCGGCAGCUAUGGUCUAGGGCGGAGUAGUGGUGUCACAGAUGCAGGGGAGAUGACCAGUAUGCUCAGUCCUGGUGACUCCUUUUCCUCACUGGGAACGCUGGACACUGACCUGACCGACCUUCUGGCAGGCAACACCAGCAUGCUGCUCCCUCCUACAGGUCAGCUAUUUGAUGAUGUGGGAUUGGUAUCAGAGCAGCCAUCAGUCAAUGAACAACUCCCUCUAGUAGAGCAGCGGCUAGUGCAGACUCACCGUGAGCUUGGUACCAAUCUGCAGCUGCAAAGACGAAACAUCAACCUGAUUGAAGAGGACAUGCAGCAAUACCCACUUAACAUUGCCAGCAAAGUGCUGAGACCACAGAUCUCACAAAUCAAGGCCCAGCAAAAGAAACAGGAACAAGAACUUAUGACAUUACAGCAGGACCACCAUAACAUACACUGCAACAAUAAGAAGCUGACUGUCUGCAGGAUGAACCAGGAUGUUGGCGUCUAAAUGGAUGGAUUCAGAAGUUAACCAAAGGUGCACUGUUAAUGGUGUUGUCAUUUGAGGUGCUUGUUACCAAGUGAAAAUAAUGUGGCACUGUUGUGGACUUUAACACAUGGCUGAGCUGCAUGCCAUAUCUCAGGCAGCCAAGCUCAGGUUUGAAUUUCAGUGUGAGAUUGCAACUUUGUAAUGGACCAAAUGAAGUCGGAAGAAAUUUGUAAAUUACAGCAUAUUGCAAGAAGGCAAAUAGCUACAGCUAGCACAUUUUUUGAGACAACUCCACAUAGCUCAUUAAAUGUACUGUACCAGGAAAGUAGGCCUACACUCAAAGCACUCAGCUGUUAAAUGUUAAUGUGAUUCAUAUGUAUAUGUUUUUUUAUCCUUUUCAUAGUCUAGCUACUGCAGCAUAGCAGAAUACAUCCUGAAACCUAAUCCCCGUCUCACACACAUCGUAUGUGGUGUUAAUUAUGACAAAUUAUCAGUCCCAUCAGAAUAACUGUUGAGUAUUAACUACACAGAGGUCAUUCACCAAACAUUCUGAGAGUGAAAACAAGGUGCUCUGUUUCAAUCUUUGGAGUUUGCUGCCAAGUUAGGUUUAUAGUUGUGUAAUUGAGAUUCAUAGUGUCUCUGUCACUGCCAUUUAAAUACUUUAUGUUUGAAAUUUGGUGGAUGUACAAAACUUGGACUCUGAUUUGAGAAAUUUGGUUAGUUUGUCAUGUUAUUCAUACUCUAUCAGAAAUGUUACUUUUACACAUUCAGAGUAGGAAGGCAGUUCUUGCUUAUAUGGCUCCUAUACCAGCCAGGGGGCUUUUUGCUCUGCACCAAAGUUGAGAGCUGUAGUUAAUUUAUUUUAUUUGUAAGUGUCAAAGACUAUUCUAUGGAAAGCUGAUAUGUCAAGAUUAUGACAAUCAAAAAUUUUAAUUUGAAGAGGAAGAAAGGAAAAUGAAAUUUUAAAAGGAAAUUUUUUUCAAGUCUUACAAAUUUUAAAAGACCCACAUUGCUUUACUUUUUUUGAGUAUUGUGAUGGUAAGAGAUCAGGUUUCUUUACACAAAAUAGAUAUUAGUCUGUCAGACAUUGCUAGGAAUGUUACAAUGUCAGGACUGAAAAUGUAAAUAAAAUCUGCCAGAUAGAUUGUUUGUUAUGUUACACUUUUUAAAAGAAUGUGUUUCUACGUGUAUUAUUGCUAUGUAGCCAUCUGGUGUGGGCAAGCAUCAAGCUGCCUAGGUAUGACUGUUAUAUUUCUCUGUCUAUGAACUUUUAAUGAGGGUGACCCAUACUCUCUGUGUCUCAGCUGUGAAAGCCUCGAACCUAACUGGACAAUGUACUCUAUGGUUAAGACAUAUCAGUUCUGUUUUGCCUUCAAAACUAUUUGUUGAAUGAAUCACUCUGUGUAGUUAAUAUUCAAGGGAAUAACAUUGUAAGUCUCAUUUUGUUGUGUGAUGUUGGUGGCAGCUGAUUGAGGCAUAUGCAUUGUUAUAUUUUGACCUGGCUGCUUACAUACUACAGUACCUGUAUUAGCCCUACCUAGUCUGUACCUUUAUGCUCCAUACCUCUUUCUUUCCCUUUGCUUGAAGCUUUUCUCUUAUUAACUGGCUAGGCAUGCCAAGGCCAUCACAGUACAUCUAUAUAUUAAGGGCACAGCAGUUGUAAUUUCACUACUCACCAACACACAAAAAUUCCAGAUAGUUUAUUUAAAUAGUUCAGCUAGUCAUCACUUUUAUACAUUUUUUAAUUAUCAAGUGCCUUCUGUUUUUCAGAAGAUAUCCAGUUUUGUAUUUUUUACUUUUACUAAAAUGAGAAACACACAAUUUUGUAUCAUUUAAAAAAAUAAUUUUUUUUAUUGUUAGAAUAUUUCAAACUUGCAGUGCCCUUGCAAUGAUAGUUCCAUCCAGAACUCCAGAAAUAUGUUAAUCCACUGAAUGUGAGAAAGUUGACAGAUAGUGAUGGCAAAAAUAUUUUUGUCCCCAGUCUCAUCUGUAAUAAAAUAUAAUAAAUAGAUAAUUUUAGAGUGUUCAAUACCUGUUACAAGGCUUGAAACUGUAGAUGACUGAUUUUAAUUUCACUAUAUUUUGUUUCAUGCAAUUGACCACUCUUUGUCAACUCAAGUUGUGUCACUUGUACACUGAGAGGCUGUAAACCAGUGAUUUUUUAAUAUGUAGCAGAUUUAAAUUGUAUUUCUGGAGCCCUGGUGCCAUCAUAUUGCUUUACAUGAUGGACUGAUGCAGCCUGCUCAGCUGUGUCCAAUUGUAAGCCGAGUCAGAGCACACAUGAUUAUCAAACAAGGUGACAUCCCAAUAAAAUAAUUUUCCUGAAUUCGGUUCAUCCAAGCAAGCAAGACAUGGACUCAUUAUUUGUUAAUUGUUUAUGACAUGGUACUCAGCCUGUUUGAUAUAGCAACUUCAUGUUCCAAAAUAGAGUUAAUCUAGUGUUCAGUUCAUAUGUACAUAGUAAUAACUGUUCUAUCUUUCUUUAUUAUUGUUUUUUUUUUCUGAGAUGGCAACAUUUUCUUUAUGGGCACUGUACAUAUUGAAACCUGCUCAAGAUGGUGUU